CUAUCCUGAGUCGCCGAAUCGACGAGAGUAUCUUUUCUCCUCGUCCCUCUUUCUUGUCGUCGAAAUUUAUUUAUAAAAUACACCUACUUAAUACUAUUCUCUCGCACAAUCUUCGUACACAUCGCAAGAAAAUAUUUUUUACGCAGCCCGUGAGUUGAGAGUACCUCCAGUCUACUUAGUCUCAAAUAGCAGGUUUCAUUUGCAGAUUUGUGAUACUCUCGUGAAGUAAGUACAAAUCAAGAACAACAAUGAGUCUACAGUGGACACUGAUAGCCACGUUCUUGUAUGCGGAAAUUGCGGUGGUUCUUCUCCUGGUUCUGCCGAUUGCAUCUCCACAAAGAUGGCACAGGCUAUUCAAGUCCAGGUUCUUGCAGAGCCUUGGCCAGCAGGCCUCCAUUUAUUUUUUGGUAUUGCUCGCUAUUCUUGUUCUUUUCCUCCUCGACGCUAUCAGAGAGAUGCGCAAGUACUCGAAUACCGAAGUCAGUGAUCAUGCACACGCACAUUUGGAUGCUGAAAUGCAAGGCAACAUGAGACUGUUCCGAGCCCAGAGGAAUUUUUACAUUUCUGGAUUUGCUCUCUUUCUGAGUCUUGUGAUUCGUCGGCUCGUUAUUCUGAUCUCAGCUCAAGCAACACUGCUUGCUGAGAGUGAAGCCUUGAUGAAGCAAGCUCAGUCUGCCACGACAACUGCAAGGAAUCUUCUUCAAAAAUCUGGGGAAAAUGCUCAAAAUGACUCAAAUGAGAUUCACGAUAAGGUUGUUAAGGAGCUAAAGACCAAGCUCAAGGACUCUGAAGCCAAGAUUUCAGAGCUGGAGAAUGAACUGACGAAAGAGAAGAAAGACAAGACAGCAGUAAAAUCGCAAGCUGAUUCCUUGGCUAAAGAGUAUGACAGGUUAAACGAGGAGUAUUCCAAGCUCAUGACUGCUGGUGGUAAGGAUAAAAAGGGCAAUUAAAUUUUUUUUUCUCUUCCCGUGUAUACUUCUGGCUUAAGUACCUGGAUAUCAAAGCAGAAGAAUUUGUUUUACAAUGUUGUAUAGUUUUUUAAAAAGUUAAAUGAGUAAUGCUUGUAUUAGUAAUUUAAAUUAAUAAUUACUACUUACAAUGCAUUCUAAAAAAACUAAUAACGAUUUCAAAUUGGUGAUUUAGAAAGGUAUUGGGUAUUCUUGGUAUCAGAUAAAAAUCUAUGAAUAAUUUGGUGUGUGUACUUUUAUAAUUAGUAAAACACCACAAAAUACGAUCAUUUUAUUGUUAAUAUUCUUUAACUUGUUUGAGCUACAUUAAAGAAAAACUUUUAUAAAACUAGAAUCAUAUUUCAAUACUUACAUUACUUUUACAAAUUACUAAUUGUAAUUUUUACCUCUUAAAUAAGUAAAAUCAUGUUGUAGAGUUUUCAAAUAAUGCUAUAAUAUAAUAGUGUAUCUCUAAAUCUAAUUCUACUUCAGUAAAGUCUAUUUUUGAAAAAAAAUGUACAGUAGUAUUGAAAUGAAAUUAUGUAAAUGACCUAAGAGUAAGAGUUUUAUAAGGUAUGCUGAAAAUUCGAAUGCGUUUGAUUUUUGUAUUUAUAUUUUAUUUAAUAAAAAUACUCUAAGAACUUGAA
Messenger RNA from Copidosoma floridanum, 1594 nucleotides. Its product is annotated as B-cell receptor-associated protein 31. The record is from RefSeq and is a predicted model, not a curated record. NCBI's taxonomy places the organism in Eukaryota, Metazoa, Arthropoda, Insecta, Hymenoptera, Encyrtidae. Gene Ontology annotation, biological process: endoplasmic reticulum to Golgi vesicle-mediated transport; intracellular protein transport. Gene Ontology annotation, cellular component: endoplasmic reticulum; endoplasmic reticulum membrane.